Molecule: messenger RNA, 1068 nt
Organism: Trifolium pratense (red clover)
Lineage: Eukaryota; Viridiplantae; Streptophyta; Magnoliopsida; Fabales; Fabaceae
Exons: 1
Coding region: 61-903 (280 amino acids)
Source: RefSeq, a predicted model, not a curated record
AGUGAAACCUUGUGUGAUUUUCAGAAGCAACGAGCCCGCAAGACUUGGGACAUUGACAUCAUGCGAAGGAAACUUCUAAGGCCUAACCAUGACUUCACCUAUGGCACAACCAACAAACCCUUGAGGGCCCUUAGAGAUGAUAUGCGCACCUUCACCCAACUCCUGUUCCUACUUGUUUUAUAUAACAUCCAACCUAAUUCCCACCCUUCAGAUGCCACUAUGAAUAUCAUUGGCCUCAUUCAUUACUUAAAUGAAGGCCUUGAAGUGGAUUUGGCCGGUAUCAUCUCUAGUUGGAUGAAAGAGAUUACCAUGUGUGGCCACCCUGACAAGAACCUUAAGUCCACUAUUUUGAGAUCCUCCAGCCCUAUGGGUUUCCCGUGCUUAAUUAUGGGAUUGUGUUUAGCUAAUAAGAUACACAUUCAUGAAAUUGGAAGUGAGGAGAUUGGGACAAUUGAUGAUGAGUAUGUGGAUCGGUACUGCAAGCCGAAGAAGAGAAGAGCUGCACAACAACCACCACCACCCACACCACCCCAGGCCUCCACCUCUAAUGUUCAUGAUCAGAAUUUUUAUAACCAUUUCACUUAUUUGUAUGAUCAGAAUGAUGCAGGGUAUAGAGCCAUGAGUGCAAUGCAGCAGUCCUUCUAUAAUCAGCACACCGGGCAGUCGGUGAUGACACCGCAAGAUUUCCAAGCCUAUGUUGCAUGGCCUGAGGUCAGGCCUACUUUUCUUGGAGGGGGUAAUGUAGCAGAUGCUGAAGCUGAUGAUGAAGGAGACAAUGCAAGUGAAGGAGAAGCUGGUUCGGAUGCAUCUAUGCAAGAGGGAGAUGGAAGUGAUGCUGGCUCGGGAUCUGGUUCUGCAUCUGGUUCCGAAUAUGGUUCGGAAACCGGUUCUGCAUCCGAGUGAAGCAAGCAAGAAGAUGGCUGAAAAUCUCGCCAAAAUGAGUGAACUUUAAAAAGCUUUCAGUCAUUUAAUGUUUAAAGUUUAAGUAGUUUAUCUUUUGUUUUAACUAUGUGAACAUGUGGAAGUAUGAACUUGUGUUGCCUGUUUUGUGUUUUGUUGUGAACAUGU